Messenger RNA from Topomyia yanbarensis, 2580 nucleotides. Its product is annotated as cholecystokinin receptor type A-like. Gene Ontology annotation, cellular component: membrane. NCBI's taxonomy places the organism in Eukaryota, Metazoa, Arthropoda, Insecta, Diptera, Culicidae. Gene Ontology annotation, biological process: neuropeptide signaling pathway. The transcript has 5 exons. Gene Ontology annotation, molecular function: neuropeptide receptor activity. The record is from RefSeq and is a predicted model, not a curated record. The coding region runs from base 349 to 2187 and encodes 612 amino acids.
UCUGCCAGUGACUGCCGUGCAAUGAUGACGCAAAAACGGUAGACGGUUCGCGCGUGUGUUUCGCUGUUCUACCCGCACUUAUUCCACGGAUACAGGAGUAGGCGCUGGAUUCCCUGUGUGGUUGACGUCUGAGCGAAAAGCCCCCAGUAGUGCUAAAUGGUAUAAAUUAUUCCUUCCGCCCGUGCCGGAUAUGUGAAAUGGGUUGUGAAAUCACGUCCUUCCGGGAAGGAAUUCCUGGAUUACUGUUCCCGUCGUUUGGCCCUUAACAGAAGCCAUCCGUGCCAACGGAAGUGAAGUGUGUGACAAAAAGAAAUCCAUUUCCCGUGAAGGUGCAACAAAUUGUGAUAAAUGAGUGAUGAAUCAGUUUUUUUAGCGGCAGGGAUGCUGCCACCCUCCACCGAAACCACAAAUGAAACCAUGCUGGAACAGACUCCGUUCGGCGAAGUAAACAAUAGCUUUGUUAUGGCUUUCGCCGAAAAUGCAACUCUGCUCGGAAAUGAAACCUCCGCGAAACUUCCACCCGGCGGCACCGUUAGUUCCUCCACCACCAUGCUGGCUUAUCUGUUGGAAACGGGUCGCUUCCAGAUCCCACUGUACAGCAUUAUCUUUCUGCUGGCUGUGAUAGGCAACUCGCUCGUCAUCCUAACGCUGGUGCAGAACAAACGGAUGCGAACGAUCACCAACCUGUUCCUGUUGAAUCUGGCCGUGUCGGAUCUGUUUCUCGGUGUGUUCUGUAUGCCGUUCACCCUGGUGGGAAUGUUGCUGCGGGAUUUCAUCUUCGGGGAGGUCAUGUGCAAGCUGCUGCCGUAUCUGCAAGCUUCCUCGGUGGCAGUAUCAGCCUGGACACUGGUGAUAAUUUCAGUGGAGCGCUACUACGCCAUCUGUCAUCCGCUGAGAUCGCGCCGCUGGCAAACGCUAAGCCACGCCUACCGUCUGAUUGCGCUAAUCUGGUGCGGAAGUUUGUUCUUCAUGCUGCCGAUUGCCGCCCUCAGCAAGCUAAUUCCGACCAAUCAGGGCCAUCACAAGUGCCGCGAACUGUGGUUCGAGCGCAGCUACGAACGGGCCUACAAUUUGUUUCUGGAUGUGAUACUGUUGGUGCUACCGCUGGUCAUACUGGGCGUUACGUAUUCGCUGAUAACACGGAAUCUGUGCCGUGGGAUGCAGCAAAGUUUCAGGCGCUACUCGAAGACGACGGGAUCUUGCCGGGAGAGGGUCGGUACUACUGUGGCUGGUGGUGAAGGAGAUAGCGAGGUGUUGGAUGGCAGCGGUCGGGGUAAACGGUGGUCCCAGCGGAAGAAUAAUAACAACAAUCGUGCAACGGAUCAGUACAUGGAGGUGUACAUCCGGCCCAAUGGCAGCACAAGGGUCCGCUGUCCAUCGCUCAAGUGCCAUCGGGAGACACUGUCGGCAACGAAGCAGCAGAUGACAGUACCAGAUAAUAUGCCAGGAGGAAAGCAAAUCAAUACAUCGUCGUUCAGCUCCGGCUGGAGCCAACAACAAUCGAGCACAACGAUUCAGUGGCCAACGAAGCAGCUAUCGGAACCAUUUCGAAGCUACCCGUCGUCAACCGGUGCUGGUAGUAGUCCUGGGGCCCGCUCUGCUACCAGCGUGGAUUCUAAUGGGAAAGAAUCGAUGCGGGCUAAAAAUCCCGCCCUAAGAAAGUCCAACAUGGAGAAAAGCCUGAUGAACAAGAAGCGCAUCAUCAAAAUGCUGUUCGUGGUGGUGCUGGAGUUCUUCCUCUGCUGGACACCGCUGUACGUGAUCAACACGAUGGCCCUGUUCUGGCCCAGCACGGUUUACCACAAUCUGGGCUACACGGCCAUCAGUUUCUUCCAGCUGCUAGCCUACUCGUCCUCGUGCUGUAAUCCCAUUACCUACUGCUUCAUGAGUGGUGGCUUCCGGAAAGCUUUUCUGAAUCUGUUCCGAUGCUUUCGUGGUGGUGGCGGUGGUGAAAUGACAGGAAAUGCCAGCGUGAGGAACCGUCGGAAUAGUGCCACCUGUACGAUGUACGUUACCCGUGGGAGCAGCAGCAGUAAACGGAAUAAAAAACCACUGCUGGAGAGGGGAAUGACGGGCGGGGCUGGAGCUUUAAGCAACGAUGAGCUGAGAAGUAGUAAACAAAAACAACGUGACGGUAGGACACUUUCGAUGGGUGUCUUGCAGAACCGACUGCAGCAGCAGCACUAGUUGGAGGGUCAAAGGAUGCCAUGGGAAAUGGUGGUUGCGUUGGUAACAGAAUUACUCAAUUAGCAAGUGUGAAUCAAUUAAAGAGUGAAACUUUCGUGUUCCGUCGGAAUAUUCAAUCGCCAUUGGCUUUCUUUUGUUGAUCAGGUGCACAAGGGGAAGUUGGGGUUGUUAGAAGCUGUCAAAACAAGCAGUUGUUGGAUGUUCUCAUUGAUUCGAUGAAUCAAGUAUGAAUGUAAUAACAAUAAAUAGUUACUUUAGUGUAAGAAAAGAAAGUUUAAAGAUAGAAAAGAAAUUACUGAUGCCAAAAACAGUAGGCUAUCGAAUGACAAGAACUCUUUGUUCUCUGAAAAAUGUAAGCUGUUAAGAUGUAAAUAUAUUAUAACUACAAAAACA